AUGCAUCCCCCAAGUCCCAGUCGGCUAUUAUCCGGCCUAGUCGCCCUCUGCGCCCUGACUAGUGCUGCCCACGCCUCCGAUGACGAAUCCUCCUCCCCGUCGCCCUCUUCGUCAACAACAACUACAACCUCCACCGUAACACCCUGCGUUGCCACCUCUACCAACGGCGCCUUCUACGAUCUCCGUCCCGACACCGCCGUCAUCCCCGAAAAGGACGUCAAGCUUGCCCGGGGCACACACACCGAAGACUACCUUGCCCGCGGAUACGACUACGGAUACAACAUCACGCUAAACAUAUGUGCCCCUGUGGUAAAGGGCGUCGAGGAUGUCGUGGGCCUAACGAGCGAGGGAUGGAGCAAAAUAGGCGCGUGGUAUGAGAAGGGCGGGAAGGUGUACAGUCUCGGACAAGAAUCGGGUGCUCUGACGCCCAGGGGGAGAAAGCUGGUUUUGCAGUAUACCGGAGGGUCGCCGUGUGAACCACCUGAGGACAAGGACGACAAGCGGAAGCUCGCAAGCCGUGGUGUUCACGAGGGCGCUGCCUACAGCAAAUAUUCCGACGACGAAGACGAAGAUCGUGACCAUGACCAGACCGAUUCCGACUCCGACAAGGACAAGCAGAACAGCAACGCAUCCAAAGAGAAGGUCCGCCGCAAGUCCGCAACCAUCUCUUUCCUCUGCGACCGCUCCCCCGACAACCCGACCGCCGUCUCCUUUGUCGGCACCGACCCAGACGAAUGCUCCUACUUUUUCGAGGUCCGCUCGCAACACGCCUGUGCCGGCGCCGAGCCUCACAAACCCGGUUCUGUUGGACCCGGGGGAGUCUUUGCCAUCAUCUUCUUCAUCGCCCUGGCCGUGUACGUCAUUGGUGGCAUCUUCUACCAACGCACUGUGGUCAAGCAGAGGGGAUGGAGACAGCUGCCCAACUACACUCUUUGGGCCGGUAUCUGGAGUUUUCUCAAGGACACCUUCAUCAUCCUCACUUCGUCUUGCGCUCGCUUCCUUCCCAUUCGUCGCGGCUACCGGUCGUUGAGCUCGUCGUCUCGUGGCCGAUACGGAAACAACGACGACGAGAACCGGUUGAUCGAUCAGCUGGAUGAGGAGUGGGACGACUGA
This is a messenger RNA of Sordaria macrospora k-hell, 1113 nucleotides long. RefSeq lists its product as uncharacterized. The record is from RefSeq and is a predicted model, not a curated record. Lineage: Eukaryota; Fungi; Ascomycota; Sordariomycetes; Sordariales; Sordariaceae.